UGAAAAGUGUAACUUGGUCAUAAAAACCCAGUGUUCUGACCCCGGCGGUGCUCGGGGCUCUCGUCCCGUCCGCGUGCCUCGCAGGCAGCGUGGAUGUUGUCUUUGUUGCCAGCUGGUCCAACUCGGCGGAUCGUCCGUGUCCGUGUGUCCGUGUGUCCGUCCGUGUGUGUACGGGAACGCGAACGGUCGCCAACCGGUGAAAACAGAAACGUUUAAGUAAGCUUGAGGGUGAGGGUGUAAGGUCCCAGCCACGCGUCUCGUGUUCCUCGUAAAGGAACCAAAGCAGUAGUGUUUGAACGUGGCUGCCGCCUCCUGCGAGGUCUAACGCAGGGUUCGGUUAACACGCAGGUUGCCGUGCUUCGUCGCUUGUGGUGACAACACUGUACAUCAGCUGUACACAACACAGGUGCAGAGCAGUGAUGUCACAGAACCGAGGAUAGUCUCAUACCAUAUGGAGUCUGGAGAGCGGCUGUCCACCCCAUCGUCAGCCCCAUCCUCCCUUCACAUGGCCUCCUCUUCAGGCAGCUCCUCCCCUGCGCCACCCCAGACACCCUCGACCAGAUGCAGCCCAGCCCCUAACCCUGCAGGCAGUUCCCCUCUCACCACUUGUGGCCCUUUGCUACAGAUGACUGGGGAUGAGUGUUUGAAUACGUCUGGCAAGUCCAACAGUUUUCCCUUUGUCAGCCAUCCAGCUUUUGGGCUUUACUCAUCAAGUUCAGGCCGGUCGGAGUUUGGAGGUCUAGGUCGUCUGGGUUUGUCUGCCUUUGCUGCUCACCCACAGUUUGGUGCAUUUCCAGACUGGUGGUGGCCAUCUGAAGCACAUACCAGAGGAACAGGAGCCUUCUUCCCUCCUCUUCUGGGUCUGCAUCCUGUAUUUACAUCAGCCUUCAAGAGCCACGAUCCUGCUCAAUCGCAGUCCCGUACCUCAGUUUCUGUAGGCGUGGAUGGAACAGUGAAUGGUCGGAGUGGUGCCUCUCCUGCUGAGAACUCUGCUGCGAACAGCGAUUCAUUUCCAGCAAAGGGAAACAAGGAGAAAACUGAAGCCAGCGGUUGUCCAAAGAGCGGCCAGGACCCAGGUCAACUACACCAGAAGACUGUUCAGAAGACAAAAGAAAAGAAACCCAGCAAAAGACUACUGGAAACCUCAAGCAUGAGCGGCAGCCAGUCAGGAUCCUUGUCUGAUAGUUCCAGUGAUGAUGAGGAGAGCAGCAGUGAUGCUGAUGACAUGGAGGAGGACGAGGAGGACAAUGAUGAAGAUGAGGAUGAUCAGAGCAAUGACAGUGAGGACUUUGAUUUCGAAACAGAGGGUCAAGUUAAACGGAAAGUCAAGCGGCUGACACAGAACACUGCUGAGCGUAAAAAGAGACCUUGCACCGCUGAUGGAAACACAACUCAAACCAGUCUCCGGGAUGGAGUUUCUUUGACUUCCUCGUACCGACUCCAGUCUUCUUCUCAUCCGGCUCGCCGGCCUCAGCCCACAGCUCGGUUUCUCCAGAGCUCCAGGACGGCGGUGGAGGAGGCAGGCCAGCAGCACAUCAGUGUCAUCCAGGCCACAGGGCUGGCAGCCAGCAGCAGCAGCAGCAGCAGUCCCUUUACACAGUCCCACAUGGAGGUCUCUCCUCUGCCCUCCAGGUCCUCACCCAACCCCACAUCCUUCUCCAACUCACCCAAACACUUACCUCCUUCUCCCUCACCAAAGCAUAGCUCUGUCUCUUCUUCUCCCAAACCUCUUGCUCUCUGUUCCCCACUGAAACCUCUGUCUCUGGGUUCCUCACAUAAACCGUCCUUUCUUUCAUUGCCCAAACUUCCCUCCCUCUCUUCUUUACCCAAACCGCCAACACUGUUAGCCUCACAAAAGCCCUCACACAAACAAAGGCUUUUGAUGCCCUCUCCAAAGUGCACGCAGCCUGUUGAUAACCUUAGGGAGAGCAGUGGAAACCUCCCGGCUGAAAUCUCAGUAAACUUCAACAGUUUUAAAUUGAGAAAGCCUGUCCAUUCCAAGGACUCUUUGAAGCAGCCUUUCUCUGUGCAACCUUCGAGCCAGAACUGCAAUGACACCAAUCUGUUCCUUAACCAUCGCCCUAAUGGAGCGUUCCACAGCGAAGUUCAGGAUGCCCCUUUGGCUCUCAUCACGAAGCCCCGCAGCCAGAGUAGCACCCUUAACAACAAGCCUCUUCUAGCAGCCACCAGCCCCUCCGACCCAAUGCCCAUCAACUUGAGCACAUGCAGCAAGGAACCAUCAGGCAGCUCUGCCUCCCUACUUAAAUCAUCUGCCUCAGCACGACCUGCUCAAGGACCUAGGGAGACCAAGACUUCAAAAUAUCUGCAUACAGGAAGGAGUCUCCCAAAAACCCUCACAUCCUGUGCACCUGUUGACUUGGUCAGAGGCAGUGAGUCUGAUAUGCACAGCAGCAAGGACUCGGACUCUGACUCUUUGGGAGAUGACUUCGAUGAAGACGAUGAAGAUGAUAUUGAGGAUGAAGAUUCUGGUAGUAGUCUAUCAGAGUCGGAGAGCAAUCUGGAGAGCGACUCAGACAGCUCUGAGGACGACAUGAAAGAACGCGGUGAGACAGAAGCAGAUAGCGAUGCAGAAAGGACUCCCCUGAAACUAGCCACUCACAAGUCCUCCGCAAACCUCUCAGCCAAUAGCUCCCUGCUCGGCCUGCAGGUCAUCAAGCCUCGUAGUUUACCUGGUCGUCUACUCACCCCCACCAGACUGACCAGCUCCGCAGCUCUGAGUAACCACAGCACGCCGUCCUCAUCUUUCACACUUGCCUCACUGCCAGGAUCAGGAAAGCGGAGGAGAGUGACAGAUGAGAGAGUUCUACGACUGCCUCUUGAGUUUGGAUGGCAGAGAGAGACCCGGAUCAGGACGGUGGCAGGUCGUCUACAAGGGGAGGUGACAUACUUUGCACCAUGUGGGAAGAAACUGCGUCAGUAUCCUGAUGUGAUGAAGUACCUGCUCCGGAAUGGAAUAACUGAAAUCUCACGGGAUAACUUCAGCUUUAGUACAAAAAUUAAAGUUGGUGACUUCUAUGAAGCCAGAGAAGGACCAGAGGGUCUUCAGUGGGUUUUGCUGGCUGAGGAGGAGAUAGCUCCCAGUAUCAUAGCAAUGGAUGGCCGCCGCAGCCGUCGCUUAGGGUCUGAGCACCAACCGACAGGUUGGAAGGCUCAUCCUCUAAACGUUGGUGAAAAUAACUUCCCAGAUGUCAAUAAUGCCAAGCUGCAGCGCAAACUGGAGGCUCAAGAAAUAGCUCGACAGGCUGCUCAGAUCAAAUUGAUGAGAAAACUAGAGAAGCAGGCCAUGGCACAAGCAGCCAAGGAGGCAAAGAAGCAACAAGCAAUAAUGGCUGCUGAAGAGAGACGGAAAAAGAGAGAGCAGAUGAAGAUACAUAAACAGCAAGAGAAGAUCAAGCGCAUUCAGCAAAUUCGUAUGGAGAAAGAACUCCGUGCACAGCAAAUUCUCGAGGCAAAAAGAAAGAAAAAAGAAGAAGCGGCCAAUGCCAGAAUAUUGGAGGCUGAGAAACGAAACAAGGAGAAGGAGAUGCAAAGACUGCAAUCUGUCAUACUGAAGCACCAGGAGUUGGAGAGACAUAGACUAGAUAUGGUAUGGGAGAGGGAGAGGCGCAGGCAGCACAUGAUGCUCAUGAAGGCUGUGGAGACUCGUAAGAAGGCAGAGGAGAAAGAGCGUCUGAAAAAGGAGAAGAAGGAUGAGAAACGGUUAAACAAGGAGAGGAAACUAGAGCUCAGAAGACUGGAACUGGAAAAAGCAAAGGAGCUGAAGAAGCCAAAUGAAGACCUGUGUUUAGCAGAUCACAAGCGGCUUCCAGAGUUGUCACGUAUCCCUGGUCUGGUCUUACCAGGAAGCACCUUCUCCGACUGCCUGAUGGUGUUGCAGUUUCUGCGCAGCUUUGGAAAGGUCCUGGGCAUGAAUCUAAACAACCUCAACUUAAGUGACCUUCAGGAGGGGUUACUCAACAUCAGGGACAGCAUGGGCAAGGUGCAGGACCUGCUGGUUAGCAUGGUCUCUGCAGCUGUGCGUGAUCCUGGUUUACCUGCAGGUCACAAGAGCAAAACCGCCUUGGGGGAACACUUGACUAAUGUGGAGAUCAACCGAGACAAUGUGUCAGAGAUCCUGCAGAUCUACAUGGAGGCCCAUUGUGAGCAGACAGAGUCAGCUGCGCUGGCCCUCAGCCUCAGGACUAAAGCUUUUCAGGCCCACAGUCCGUCUCAGAAGGCCUCCAUGUUGGCAUUCCUGGUCAAUGAGCUCUGCUGCAGUAAAGCUGUGAUAAGUGAGAUCGACAAGAACAUUGAUAACAUGACCAACCUGAGGAAGGAUAAGUGGGUUGUUGAGGGAAAGCUGCGCAAACUGAAGAGCAUCCACACCAAGAGGACAGGGAAGAGAGAAAGCAGUGUGGGAGGAGAGGACAGCCACACCUUUGUCAUCCCCACUGCCCGAAGCAAAUGCAAGAGGAAAGAAGGAGACAGUGAGGAAGAAGAGGACGAGGACGAUGACAGCGAGGACCAGGUAGACGAUGACGAGGAGGAGGAAGAAGAUUCUGGGGGAAAGAAGGGGAAGAAAGCAGAGAUAUGUGAAGAGGAGGACGACAGUGCGCACUCGGCCAGCGUGGAGGAGCUAGAGAAGCAGAUUGAGAAAACGUAUAAGCAAGAGAGUCAGAUCAGACAGAAGCUGUUGGACUCAUCGCACUCACUGCGCUCCAUGGUGAUUGGACAGGACCGCUACAAGAGGUGUUACUGGGUCCUCCCACAGUGCGGUGGCAUCUACGUUGAGGGCAUGGGGAGUUGCGAAGGAUAUGAAGAGUUGGAGAUAGAGGAGGAAGGACCCGACACUGCUCAGGUGAUCAGGGUAAAGGAGGAGCAGCUGGAAGAGACAACGAUGCCAGCGGAGUCCAGCCCGGCACCGAGCACAGACGGAGAUACCGCCACACCAGAGAGCCAACAGGACAAAGACUGUCUCAAUCUCUUCCUCCAGAAACCUGGCUCCCUAUCUAAGCUCAGCAAACUCCUUGAAGUAGCCAAAAUGGCCCACGAUUCAAACAGUCAUUCGGCUAUAAUCCCUAGCACUGGAUCUUAUCACUCACAUCCCACCCCUCAGAUAGGAAAUUCUCAUAGCCCCCCGCCUGCAACCCCUCAGCAGGGACUUGCUUAUAGACCUGAUAUUUUAGUGCCCUCUCUGCUCAGUCGCCCCCAGCUCAAAAACAGUUCCUGGCUAACCUGUAGCCCUCAGUCCGUCCUUGUGGACGAGCAGCUCGCCAAGAUACUGAUGCAAAAGAGCAGCCAGUGGUUUAGCCUCUUGCCUCGCUCUCCUUGUGACGAGUGCUCGGUCACCUCUGGCUCCAGUCCUCCAGCCUCCUCCACUUCUCCACAGACCAUGAGCACCAAAUCCCCCCCUUCCCUCUCCCCUAAUCCCCUAGCUACAGCCAGCUACAACGCUCCUGCUGGGAUCAAUAACAUACAUUCGCCUUUUCUUCAGCAAGUUAGGUCUGGCAUUCAUCAAAGCAGACCGACACUGUGUGACCUGUCCAGUGCAGCGACAAGUCCCGGCCUGCCCUUCCCUGGCACUUCUCUACCCCCCAUGCUGGAUUUUGCCUCCCAGCAUGCAGAGGGUAGUGGGAGCCAGGUCCUCCUCCUGGUGAAUAACAACACUGUCAACAAGAGUGAGACCCCAGACGCCCUGAGUGACAAGCCCCCUUGUGCCUCAUUCCCCGCUGUGGAUGUGGCCAAGACCCAGGACUACCCAAGACCUCAGCCUAUCCCUGAGGAAAUGCUGCACGGUUGGUGGCGAGUGUCAGACAUACAGGAACUGCAAAGCCUGGUUAAGGCGCUCCAUAGUCGAGGCAUCAGAGAGAAGGUCCUACAGAAGCAGUUCCAAAAAAAUAUGGAGUAUGUGACCCUGCUCUGUGCCAACAGCAAAGAUGCGAUUGAUGUGGCGGAGCUGGAGAGGCAGGAAGUGAGUGAGAAAACAGUGGAGGCUUGGUGUGUUGAGGAGCAGGCCAUGGACGUGGACAUCAGCCUGCUGCAGAAAGUCGAGAAUCUAGAGAGGAAAGUCGUCUCUUCCAGUCUGCAGAUCAAGGGUUGGAUGCCCCCUGAGGCCCAGUCAGCGAGGGAGGAUCUGGUCUAUCAUGAGCACAAGCUUGUCUCUUCCCCAGCUCCUGAGAACAAGUGUCAGAGAGGAACCAGCCCAGAAGAACUUCUUGGCACUGUGGUGCGUUGGCCUAACAAUCCCCUUGAUAUAGCUGUCAUUAGGCUGGCAGAGCUGGAGAGGAACAUCGAACGAAGCAGUGAGGAGGAGGUGGCGGCUCCUGGGAUGAGGUUGUGGUAUAAAGCCCUCGGUGAAGUCCGCAGCUCAGCUCAGCUGUCACUCUGUAUUCAGCAGCUGCAGAAAUCCAUCGCCUGGGAACGGUCCAUCAUGAAAGUGCACUGUCACCAUUGUCAAAAGGGGGAUAAUGAAGAACUGCUCUUACUUUGUGAUGGCUGUGACAAAGGCUGCCACACAUACUGCCAUAAACCCAAGAUCACCACAGUACCUGAUGGUGACUGGUUUUGUCCCUACUGUGUUGCAAAGGAAAGUGGUCAAUCUCCCUGGAGUAGGAAGCAACAGAACCGAACAGCUGGAGGAGGAAAGAAAGGCAGUGAUGUAAAACGAAACGGUAAGCCAUCUGCGCUAGGAGAGCUCAUCAAAGAGGAGGCUUCCAGCAGCAACAGUGUGCCAAAGAAAAGUACCAAGGAGUUCAAGAAGAGAAAGGGAGACGACAGCCCGCCCAGCUCCCAGGCCAAGCAUGAGAGCCCCGUCCCCUGUGCAAAAAAACCCAAAGUGGCCAAAGACGACACAAAUGUGCUGCUGAUGUGCAAAGUGCUGCUGGCUGAGCUGGAGGCCCAUCAGGACGCGUGGCCCUUCCUCAACCCGGUCAACCACAAAGCUGUGCCUGGAUACAAGAAAGUCAUCAAGAAGCCCAUGGACUUCUCCACCAUCAGAGAAAAACUCUCCAACAACCAGUACUUGAAUUUGGAGACAUUCAUCAUUGACGUGAACCUGGUUUUUGAUAAUUGUGAAAAAUUCAACGAAGACGAUUCAGAAAUCGGACGAGCCGGACACAACAUGAGGAGAUUCUUUGACAAACGAUGGACUGAACUGCUGAAAUAAAAAAAUAAUCAAGUGUGAACUUUCUGUGCUCCUCUCUACAUAUCAAACAUCCUCUUUGGUGUUGGAGGCCUUCUCUUCACCUGUGACACUUAUCUGUAUACGGUUGUAAUCAAAACUGAUGUGCAAUGUGAGAGGACAAACAAUACUGCUGCAUCUGGUGCAAAAAACAUUUCCUGGAAUUAGUAUCUUCAAGUGCAAUACUGUUUUGUUUAUCAAAAUGUACUGACCCUUAAACUCAACAUUGGGAAUCAAACAUUUCCACUGUAGAUAGGCCAUAGACUCUUUUUAUUAUCAGCACUGCAGUAUAGCUUUGUGUGUGUGUAUUUAUUUUUCAAGUAUUUAUGUUUACAUCUUUUGUAAGAAACAGUAGGAAAUGGCACACAGCUUUAACAAAAUCUAAAGAUUGUUUUAUGGACUACUGAACAAGCCAAUCAAAAAAGAAUUGUUUACAGCAUUGUGUUCAUUAAUUGUAUUAACUACUAGGGGAUGUGACAGACACAUGUAUAGUGUUGAUUUCUAUCAAUGUUUACAUUUCUGAAAUGUAUAUUGUAAAUACUGAACAGUCUCAUGGCACAUGUCGUCAGUGCGUAAGGAUAAUUGUAGCAUUUAAUUCAGUCUGUCUUACACAUUGCCGAUACUGAACAUCCACUCGCUCACUGGUCUCCUCAGUAUUGUAGUGCCUGACCUCUGAACAGUGUGUGGAGUGUUUAUUUUUUGUUUUCAGUGUGUGUAACUAUGUAUGUCCUGCACAAUAUACUGUAAAAAAACAAAAAAACAAACCUACACAAGAUGUAAAGUUCUUUGAAUUGAUUGAUGUGGUGCAUAGUGGGUUUCAUCUCCGAGCAGUUCCUUCCUCCAGGAGUCUUGUCAGACUUCCUGUGGACAGCAUGAAACCUGCCCUGGGCUUUAAUCCAGCGGGAGUUGGACGGAGUCACGGUCCACUGGAGGCGCCUCAAAACAGCUGAAGUCGGAAGACUUGAAGUAACUGUAUUUUAUUAUGAACAUUAUGAAAUCGGUAGCAACUUUUGUAGGCAUAUUAUUUUUAAAAUGGUGAAUGUGUGGUACUGAUAAAAUAAACACUUUCUUUUUCAAAUAACA
Messenger RNA from Scophthalmus maximus (turbot), 8263 nucleotides. RefSeq names its product bromodomain adjacent to zinc finger domain protein 2B. The record is from RefSeq and is a predicted model, not a curated record. Bases 452 to 7165 code for a protein of 2237 amino acids. The transcript has 39 exons. Lineage: Eukaryota; Metazoa; Chordata; Actinopteri; Pleuronectiformes; Scophthalmidae. Gene Ontology annotation, molecular function: DNA binding; protein binding.